Molecule: messenger RNA, 3653 nt
Organism: Drosophila sulfurigaster albostrigata
Lineage: Eukaryota; Metazoa; Arthropoda; Insecta; Diptera; Drosophilidae
Product: E3 ubiquitin-protein ligase highwire-like
Cellular component (GO): nucleus
Source: RefSeq, a predicted model, not a curated record
GCAGCGUCACCCAAGGCGUUUGUCUGCACGAUCUGAUGUGGUGGUUUGUCAGCUCGCUGGCGCUGGGCAGCGUUGAGCUGGUGGAUGGCAAGUACGAGGAGGCCGAACCGGCAUUGGAGCAUCCCGUUGCGUAUACACAGAUCAGUGGACGCUUUGCACAUUUGAUCACUCAAUCGCUGCACAUUCUGCUGCAAUCGGUUGCGGAUCUAACGCUGCAUCUGCCGCUGGGAUCACCGCUGCAGCGGGUGGCGAUUCAAUGCUUUGGCAUACGCUUCCGGCAGGCCGAUCAUCAGUUCCUGCAUAGUUCACAUGUGUUUGGCAACAUCUCGAAGAUCCUGUCCAAGUCCGAUGAGCAGAACGAUGCCAUGGCCAUGUCCACAAUGCUGGCAGCCACUGGUAACGAGAUCCACUGCGAUGCCGAGCAUAAUAUUGCCACAGCUAGCAAUCAGCUCAACCCCUCGAGCAGUGUGCCGGGUGCCAAAGUCAUUUGCUACACCGAUUUGGCUGGCAUGUUCGAGGUGACGGUCUCGUCGCGUCCCGCCAUGGCUGAGUCCCUUACGGACAAUUCGACAGAGACGUUCUGGGAGAGCGACGAGGAGGAUCGCAACAAAUGCAAGAUCAUUGAGCUCUCAAUGAGCAAGCUUAGCUAUGCCUGCAAAUUUGUGCUCGUGCACAUCGACAACAGCCGCGACAUUCAGAACAAGGUGCUGAAUGUGGUGUUUUAUGCCGGCCAAUCGCUCGGCGAUACCAAUCUGAUCAAAUCAGUGGAUGUGGAUCAGAAGGCAUGCGUUUGGAUUGCGGCCAAAAUCAGCGACGAGAGCUCCACACAUUUUCGCCUCGAGCUCCACGGACCGGAGAACACACUGCGGGUGCGUCAAAUCAAGCUGCUGGGACUGCCAAGUGGACAACAACAACAACAAGGAGCAGCUGGUGCUGCUGUUGCUGGCGAAGAGUUGCUGGCGGAGCAUCGCUCCAAUCUGCGCAUGUCACACGCAGCACGCAUUCAACAGCAAAUCUGCGAGGCGGAAACACUGCGGGUCUUCCGUCUCAUCACCGGCCAGGUCUUUGGCAAGCUGAUCAGCAAUGUGAACGAUGCGGUCACAGCCACUGGCGGGGGAGCGGGCGGAGCUGCUGGCUCCUCUUCGGUUCUGGACGGUGGUGGCAACAUGCUGGCGGACUCACUUGAUCUCCGGGAACACAUGGUCGGCAUACUGUUCUCGCGCAGCAAACUGUCGCAUCUGCAGAAGCAGGUGAUUGUGCACAUUGUGCACGCCAUCAAGAAGGAGGCGCAACGGGCCAAGGAGGACUGGGAGCUGGCCAAUUUGGCACAUGUGCUCAAGCAUCAGCCGGCACAACAAACAGCCGCAGCACCUCAGUCAGCGACCACUGGCGCUUCAGCGCUCAUCUCCAGCGACAGCAGCUCGGAACGCAGUCGCGCCCCGGACACCUAUUGCUUUGAGAUGCUCAGCAUGGUGCUGGCGCUCUCCGGCAGCGUGGUUGGUCGCUCCUAUCUGUCGCAACAGUACGGUCUGCCGGAUCUGCUCGGUUUGCUGCACACGGGUAGCGAUCGAGUGCAGCGUCAGGUGACGGCGCUGUUGCGUCGCAUACUUCCCGAAAUAACCCCGGAGAGUUUCGCCGAGCUGCUCGGCGUGCAGCGGCUGCCACCGGCGGACUACAGCAUCGCGCAUCAGAGUGCCAGCGACUUUGACAUGAGUCGCUUGGGGCUGCUCGACAUUUUCCUGGCCGUUAUUGCCAAGUCACUGCAGUUGCAGGUCAAGGUAAAGACAACGUCGGCCAAUGCAGCUGGCGGCGUGACGGUGCCAAGUGGCGGCAACACAACGGCUGGCGGAAACAUCGGAACGGCAACAGCGAAGUCGGGACAGCUGGAGAAGACGCCGGCAUUUGUGCGUCUCUGCAGUUCGUUGGAUCUGUCCGUGCAACUGUUGCGUGCACGUCCCACAACAGCGGAGCAAUUGGCGACCGCCUCAUCGACUGCCUCAUCAACGGCGCCCGGUGGCAGCGAUCCCUUUCGCUUUGAUGCGGCGCCCGUGAAGAAGGAGUCCAAACGGAAUCUGAAUCAACGCUGGUUCCUCAACGGUAUCAUCUCCACCAAACAGGCGGAGAGCAUCAUUGGCCUCAUACGGGAUUUGGCAAGCGGCAAGCUGAGCGAGAAGUGGUCACAGAUCACCAAGGCGGCCAUUGCCGAGUCAGUGUUGAAUUUAACACGCCUCGAGGAGAUCUAUCGCACGCCGGAGCAUUGCACAAAGACGGCAACAUUGUGGCUGGCGUUGGCCAGUGUCUGUGUGCUGGAGCGUGAUCACGUCGAGAAACUCUCCUCGGGCCAAUGGUCAAAGCUCUGCGACACGCGUCCCAUGUGCAGCAAUCACGACGAUGGCGAAACAGCGGCGAUCAUACAAUGCGAGACCUGCGGUUCGCUUUGCGGCGACUGCGAUCGCUUUUUGCACUUGAAUCGCAAGACGCGUUCACAUAAGCGCACGGUGUGCAAGGAGGAGGAGGAGGCGAUACGCGUGGAGCUGCAUGAAUCGUGCGGUCGCACCAAACUCUUUUGGCUCUUGGCCCUGGCCGACUCAAAGACCCUGAAGGCGAUGGUCGAGUUUCGCGAUGGCAGCCACACGAUCAUUUCGGGGCCACAGGAGGCAGUCGGACGGUGUCGCUUCUGCGGCCUCACUGGCAACUCGGGUCUGCUGGAGAUUGGCAACGUGUGCGCCGAUGCCCAAUGCCAGGAGUAUGCGGCCAAUUCCUGCCUGAAAACAAAGCCCUGCGGUCAUGCCUGCGGCGGCGUUGCAGGCGAACGCAAGUGCUUGCCCUGUCUGCAGCAUGUGUGCCAUGCACGCGAGAAUGAGCUGGCCGAGGAGCUGCGCGAUCCGAAACUAACCCAAGAUGCCGAUGACAUGUGCAUGAUCUGCUUCGUUGAGGCGCUCUCGUGUGCGCCCUCCAUACACUUGGAGUGCGGUCAUGUGUUUCACUUUCAUGGCUGCAAGGCGGUGCUGGAGAAACGCUGGAGCGGACCACGUAUCACGUUUGGCUUCUCGCUGUGCCCCAUCUUCAAGGCGGACAUACAGCAUCCAUUGCUGGCCGACAUUCUGGAGCCCAUCAAUGGACUCAAGCAAGACGUCAAACGCAAGGCGAUCAUGCGCAUUAAGUACGAGGGUGUGGUCAAGGAUACGGAUAGCAAAGAUGUCACCCAACUGGCCAUGGAUCGUUAUGCGUAUUACGUGUGCUUCAAGUGCCAGAAGGCAUACUAUGGCGGCGAGGCGCGUUGCGAUGCUGAGAUCGGUGAGAAAUUCGAUCCGGAGGAGCUCGUCUGUGGCGGCUGCUCGGAUGUGGCCCGGGCACAAAUGUGCCCCAAACAUGGCACCGAUUUCCUCGAGUACAAGUGUCGCUACUGCUGCUCGGUGGCCGUGUUUUGCUUUGGCACCACGCACUUUUGCGACACGUGCCACGAUGACUUUCAGCGUCUCACGAACAUACCGAAGAAUAAGUUGCCACAGUGUCCCGCCGGACCGAAGGCCAAGCAGCUGCUUGGAGACGAGUGUCCGCUGCAUGUGAUGCAUCCCCCGACUGGUGAGGAGUUUGCCCUGGGCUGUGGCGUCUGUCGCAAUGCGCAAACAUUCUAGCAACCCGUUUGAAAU